AUGCUUCCGUUGAAUUAUUCCACGCAAAAAUGGAAAAACAUCAUAAGCAGUACAAUUGUGAAAAUAGUCUUCGGAAAAAUAUUUAAACUCAAUUAUUCAACUCAACAAAGAGCCCAUAAUUCACCAAUGAAAUGUGAACUACUGUGGGUUAGAUCUAGCCCCUAUGUGAUGUCCUCACAACCUAUAAUACGGACACUCACUGCCAUUACCCGACAAACUAAGGCAUCAGGAAGUAGUGAUGGAAAAUCAAAAAUUGAGGUUACACCCAAGCAGAGGAGAACUCUCUCUGUCGCCUCGAAAAAGGUAUUAGGUAAACCCUCUAAAAGCUCUAGACUUUCUCAAAUCAGCCCGAUGAAGUCUAAUCGCCCGAAAGACCUAAUAAUCCUGGACGAUUCCAGUGAGGAUUCACCUCCAACUGGUCCCCCCACUAUCGCCCAGGGGACAUCUAGCUCAUCCAACUUCUCAAAAUCUCUCAAAAACCUCCAAAAACGGUCUAAAACUCCUAAAAGUCAUCGAAAAGUUCCCAGUUCUUCCCGACCAUCCACCACCCCUCAACUCUCCCCCUCACAAACCCCAAAAUACUGCAUCUCCCUCCUCGAUUCCGACGAUGAUGCAGAAACCCCUCUUCCCACCCCUCAUCAGUGCCUGGAAAAAAAUUCCAAGAAAAAAUUCUCUCCAAAACGUGCCUUAUCCUUCACUUCCUGUUCGAGUCCCUUAAAACGUCAGAGGAUCAACGAUAUAAUGUGCCAGCAACUGACAAAAGAGAAUAGCUUCCAAGGAUACGCCUUGACAACGACGACCAGCCUCAUAGAGAGCAUAGGUCCCUCCCAGGUGUUGACCCAAGAGAUUGCCAAGGAGAUGAGUUUCUCUACAAAGACUGAGAGUGUCAUAAAGGAGGAUGUGAUGCUAUCCGAGGAUGACUGGAACCCUGCCGAAGCGGAGGACUCGAUGAGGCCUCUGAUGGCUGCAACUGCUCCAGGGAAAUCUCCAAAGUCUUAUCUGAGGAUUCUUUCGUCCGAGACAAUCAACAGAAGGUUCGAUUCGCACCGGAACUCCCAGAAGAAUUCGCAAGAAACGGGUGAUCAGGGACCCAAAAAGGCUGAUAAGACGCUGCACAAGAUCCUGGAGAGUGAAAAGAACAUGAGGAUUGAUGGUUCAAGGGAUUUUGAGGCCGGUGUCUCUGUGAGCCCUGAGACACCUACAAAGGGUAGGAAUUCAGCAGCUCUGAGAACGCCUGAAAGAAGUUCCAAGCUGAAAUUAUCAUUGCAAAAGAAUAGGGUGUCUGAGAGUCCUUUGAAUAAACUGGAGACGCCCCCGGCGAGAACGCCCUCCACUUUCUCACCGACUAAAAUGUCCCCGACGAAGAGGCAUUACUACCCGAGAAAGAUCUUCAAAGAGAGCAUAAAUCUUGGAACUGUGGUUGAGAAUCUGAACCUGGCUAGACAAGGAGUCAUUCCUAUGAAUGACUUCGAUCUCGGAGAGAUUUACGAGACGGGAGAGUUCAAGUUCCAGUGGGGGACGAUGGACACCAGUGCUGCAGAGCAGUAUGACAUCAGUGAUGUCGUUGUUCCAAUGAGUAAGCACUCGGAGAGACUGCUGGAGAUGAUCUCCUGGGUGUUCGCUGAACCAGCCAACUGUGCCUACUUUGACGAGGAGGAGAGGGACAUGAUCUUCAGGAUAUUGACUUUGAAGCAAGAGGAGCAAGUGCUGCUGGCCAUCAUGCUGAAGAGGGAGAUCAGGUGGUUCAGGGUGAACAAGCAGAAUUAUGAGAAACACAUCGAGGGGAACAUGGAGAGCUCGUUGAUGAGUCUGGCUCAGAAGGGGUUCUUUAACAGUGACUGGGAAAGCGUCGACAUUGAGAUAAUUUUCAGUCUCCUGCAAGUAGACGAACUGAAAGAAGUCUGUAGACUCAUGAAGUUAAAUCACAACGUAGCUAAACCGAAAAUGAUCGCCUCAUUGAAGCAGCUCUUGCGCCAAAAAAGAAGUCACUUUAGUACAAAGUCUCCCUGUGAAGUAUUAAAAUCUCGUUUACUAUCAGUAGUGGGUCCAAUUCUGAAGCUCGCGGACAGCUUUGUCUCCUUGAUCCAUCGAAUUCUCGUUCUCUACUAUCCCAAUCAUAUUCCCGAGGACAAGCUAUCCGACAUCUUCUUCCUGUUCUCGGAGGUUCACUACGGCAACAAGACCUUCCCUUCGACUCCGAUAACGCGUUAUCCACUGUUCAAGAAUCGUCAGAGUCUGAUUGAUUACGUGGAAGCUAAACUCAUGUGGUCAGAGAUAGCUCGGAUCAUGAGCGAAAAGAAUAAAGGGCCUUCUCACUGGGAGGCGGCAAGGGAAUUGGGGACCAAGGCUUACGAUAGACUGAAGGAAUUGGUUGAUGCAGGUGUUGUACUGCAGUCAUACCAACAGCACUCGUCUUUUAAAUCUGAAAAACAAUCUUACAAAUUGCCUUCUCACAUCGGUCGCUUCACAUCGAUUUACGUGUGGUCUAAAAUCAUGAUUCUAAGUAUCGAAGCCUUCAAGAAGAUCAAGCCCGACGGUUACAUUAUCGCCGCAACGUACCUGGAAUUUCUCCUCAACAACCGUGGAAACAUUCCCGUUAGCUCUGGCAAACUCUACAAAGAGCUGACGAUGAUUAAAAUGAGCCACUUGAAGAAUCCUGAACAUUCAGCUAGGUUAACUCUCGAAGCCUUCUCCACGACUUCGUCGAUCAUCGACCAAGCAGAGAUGCUGGAUAGGGCGAAAAAGCUGGCAGGCAGAGUCAACGGUAUCUCCGUGGUUACCAAGGAUAAACUCAAGAAUAUCGUUGCCGAGAAAGAGACGGAAUUACUCUGUCUGCCGAGGGAGAGGGAGAUCGAGGUGAUGAAGGUGGAAAGGGAGGGCAUGUGGGGAAAGAGUCUCUGGCUGCUGCGAAUGGAGGAUGAGGAAACGGGAUAUGGAAGCGUUGAAGAUGUCGCUCUCAAUCAUUACGCCGAUAUUGGGUAUCCCAAGGGAAUUCAUUGCGAGGGAGCCCUUCCGGUCACUCUCUUCGCUUGUCUCUUUUGGAAAGAGAUCUACGAGCUCCCAGUACCUGGUGCCUUUGUCUCACCCUUCCAAAAUGCACCUCUAGACCUGUUUGGAUCGAACUUUUACGAAAAUCGGAGGGAACAUUUGGAGAAAAAAUUUGCAGAGCUCGAGGCACUCAAGGAUUUUGAGUGUGUGUGGGUGAAUAUGGUGGAGAAUUACCGGGAUUUUAUGGCGUUGGAGUCCAUCAUCCGCGAGGUGGUGGCGGAUGUUCAACUUUUUUAUGAGAUUAUCAAGUGUUUGGGGAAGAAUGGAGUACUUGGUAUUUGUAAGAGAAUCGUCUUGGAGGGGUUUGUCAAUUGGAGAUCAGGAUUUCCUGAUUUAUUUGUUUGGAAUGCCAAAACGGAGAAGUGUAAGGUUGUUGAGGUGAAGGGACCCGGUGACACUCUCUCGGUCAAACAGAAAUUAUGGAUCAAGUAUUUGGAGGAGAUUGGGGUGAAGGUGGAGGUUUGUCUUGUUAAAGCUAUGCAACAAUGUUGAGGAAUUCCAUUUAUAGUGGGAUUAAAAAAGAAAGAAAGUUCACUUUUUAUUUUUUGUUUUUUUUGUAAACGCCAAUUCCUCGAGACUAUCGUCUUUGCAUUUAUUCUAGUUUGGGAGGACUGCAUGUUGGGGAUAUUGCGUAUAUUUUGUCGUUUCAUUAUUUUAAUAUUAAAGAUUGGAUAUUUAAAAAUAGUUUAAUCAGAAGUUGUGCGAGUCACCAUACGAGUGGUACUGUGUGAUCUAUAUCGGAAAUAUAUAAACUCGGGGGAAUAAAUACAUACGAAAUAAAAAUUUUUUACCGAAUCAUUUUUUCUUGAAAAAAGUAGAAGAAAAUUCUACUCUCAACAGUAUGGAAAUUAUUUUCCGAACCGUGACAUAAUAUUUCUUAUGACUGUAUUAAAGAAAUAAAUAAUUAUUUUAAGCAACGAAA
This is a messenger RNA of Diachasmimorpha longicaudata, 3970 nucleotides long. Its product is annotated as fanconi-associated nuclease 1-like. Bases 1 to 3540 code for a protein of 1179 amino acids. Lineage: Eukaryota; Metazoa; Arthropoda; Insecta; Hymenoptera; Braconidae. Gene Ontology annotation, cellular component: nucleus. Gene Ontology annotation, molecular function: 5'-flap endonuclease activity; flap-structured DNA binding; 5'-3' exonuclease activity. The transcript is spliced from 5 exons. The record is from RefSeq and is a predicted model, not a curated record. Gene Ontology annotation, biological process: interstrand cross-link repair.